Daphnia magna is the source of this 1215-nucleotide messenger RNA. RefSeq lists its product as uncharacterized. The transcript has 2 exons. The coding region runs from base 1 to 1215 and encodes 404 amino acids. Lineage: Eukaryota; Metazoa; Arthropoda; Branchiopoda; Diplostraca; Daphniidae. The record is from RefSeq and is a predicted model, not a curated record.
AUGCUGCGGCUAGAAAAUGCACCAGUAGAAGCAUUAGCUGGUGAGGAAGAGCUGGUGGAAGAACCAGAACCGGAACCAGAGGAGCAAAUGGAUGACGACGAUAACGAUCCCCAUCGAUUGAAUCGUGGCGAAGGAAGACGAAAACAGAUCACGCAGUGCGAAUUUUACAGCUUUCUCAUGUUGAUUCGGGAAUAUUUCAACGACAUUGAAGCCAACCGCGUCAAGUACAUCCGCGAACAUCAGGCGGAGCUUUACGUGGCUCAAUACGACGGUCUCUUGGACUACUUGCAUAAUCGGGCCGAACGAGUAAACCUUUCGGUCGGAUCUUAUCACGUCCUCCCAUCGAGUUUCAUCGGAAGCCCAAGGGCAAUGAAGCAAGCGUACCAAGAUGCAAUGGCCAUCUGUGGUAAAUUCGGCAAGCCAGUAUUCUUCCUGACUUUCACCUGCAACCAAAAGUGGAGGGAAACCACGGCCAGCAUUCCCAGCCAUCUGUCGGCACCAGAUCGGCCCGAUAUAGUCACAAGAGUCUUCCAGCAAAAGAAAAUUGAGUUGGUCAACGACAUUGAAAAGCGCCAGGUGCUGGGAUUUGCGACUGCAUGGAUAACUGUCAUUGAAUUUCAGAAGCGCGGAUUGCCUCACUGUCACAUGCUCAUUUGGAUCGACGAGCGUGACGCCCCUGCUGCAGCGGAAGAUGUGGAUGCAACCAUAUACGCGGAAAUUCCCGAUAGAACAACGCAUCCGAGACUUUAUAAGAGCGUCAUGACCCACACGAUUCACGGUCCGUGUGGGUUAAUCAACAAAAAAUCCCCUUGCAUGGACGGCGACAAGUGCUCAAAGGCUUUCUCGAAGCCACAUAGCCAAGAAACACUCCUAAACGAUAACGGCUACCCCACUUACAGACGAAGAGAUACGGGCGUUGUACACCGCUUGAAACGAGGACACACGCAUUUUGAAGUUGACAACAGAUGGGUCAUUCCUUACAACCCUUGGUUAUCCCUCAAAUAUGAAUCCCACAUCAACCUUGAAUACUGCGCAUCCAUCGUCAGCGUAAAGUACAUCUUCAAGUACGUCUACAAAGGGUACGAUUGCCUGAAAAUGGAUCAAAAAGUGGGAACGUAUCAUCUGGUAGAAGGCGAAGAACCAAGGGUGGAGUGGGACGAAAUCACGUGCCAUCUUGAUGCGCGUUACGUCAGCGCGCCGGAAGCCUGUUGGUGA